Messenger RNA from Ochotona curzoniae (black-lipped pika), 2604 nucleotides. It is a transcript of the gene MFAP5, whose product is annotated as microfibril associated protein 5. The record is from RefSeq and is a predicted model, not a curated record. The coding region runs from base 141 to 659 and encodes 172 amino acids. Gene Ontology annotation, cellular component: microfibril. The transcript is spliced from 10 exons. NCBI's taxonomy places the organism in Eukaryota, Metazoa, Chordata, Mammalia, Lagomorpha, Ochotonidae. Gene Ontology annotation, biological process: embryonic eye morphogenesis.
AUUGUUUCGAAAGAGGCUGAAUCCAGAGUCCAUUCCAGGGAGUGGCUUAGUUGCUCUUUCUCUCCAGCCAGCGUGGAACAGGGCGAGAAGGAGAGAGACACAUUGAACAGAGAGGAGCCGAAAAAGCAGAGCACCACGACAUGCUGCUCUUGGGACCUAAGGUGCUCCUGCUGGUCGCCGCUCUCAUCAUCCCCUCUGACUGGACGCCGCUAGGGGCUGACGGCCAGCGAGGAGAUGAUGAUGAUGCGACUCAAGUGACUCCGGAAACCUUCACCGAUGACCCCAAUCUGGUGAAUGACCCUGCUACCGAUGAAACAGUUCUGGCUGAUAUUGAACCUUCCACAGAUGACCUGGCUCCACCGGCGGACAGAAACACCAGCACAGAGUGCCGGGAUGAGAAAUUUGCUUGCACCAGGCUGUACUCCGUGCAUCGCCCGAUCAAGCAGUGCGUUCACCAGCUGUGCUUCACCAGCUUACGGCGUAUGUACGUCAUCAACAAUGAGAUCUGCUCCCGUCUCGUCUGUAAGGAACAUGAGGCCAUGAAAGAUGAGCUUUGCCGUCAGAUGGCUGGUCUGCCCCCACGGCGACUCCGCCGCUCCAACUACUUCCGGCUUCCUCCCUGCGACAAUGUGAAUUUGCAGAGACCCGGUGGUCUGUGACCAUCACGGAAGAGGGACGAAUCCAUGGGUGAGAGGAAGCAGGAAUGCCUUCCUCUCCAAUCAUCGCCAGCUAACUCAUACGCAUUAGUAUUCCUUAAGCCAAUGUCCAGCUUUUGCCUCUACUCCUUAAUUUUUCACCCAGUCAGCUAACAUUAUCUCAUUAUUUUUUUCAAUACUUAAGAUACAACACAUAUCAUUGCGUGGUUUUGUAGCUUCCCCUUAUGGCGGGCAUAGUGGAUUAAUAAUGACCAUCUGGUUUCUAUACAAACACUCUACACACAAUUUCAGGAGAGACUAGACUUUCGUGGUCUCUACAGUUGGAUGUGGUAAAGACAGCUUAAGAUAUCUGUCCCUGUCUGUUCUGGCUGACCACAGACCUUCACUUAUUUUCUUGGAAGGUUUUUCUAAAUUAGCUGCCCCAUCAUGUAUAUAUUUCUCUUUAUUCUUUACAAAGUUGUCAGAGUGUCUGAGAGUUGCCUGGGAAAGGGACCUGUGGCUUUUGCAGUUUUUCAACACGGCCAAAAUCUCUCUGCUGAGCACAGAGGCAAGGGCCACGCUGGGUGGAGAACUUGGACUCACAGGAGCCCUGUUCAAUUUUUUUCACGCAGUUGUCCAGUGAGGAAGUAGGGCAGGUAAGUUAACUCCUGUUUUCUUACAAGUUUAUGGCAGUGUAAUUGGCACUCCAAACCCUUGAGUUCCACAUCCACAGAUGCAACCAGUUAUGAACUCAAAAUAUUUGAAAACAAAAUUGCAUCUGUACCAAAGAUGGAUGCGCUUUUUGAUUCCCGUCAACACAACCAAAAGUUACUGAUACAGCAUUUAUUUUAGGUAUCAUCAAAAGUAAGCUGGAGAUUAUUUAAACAUACAGGAGGAUGUGGAGGGGUAGAUAUGCAAAUGUUAUACCAUCUUCUUUGAGAUUUGAACCUUCCGAUGUGAGAUGUAGGUCUUGGAAGGAAUCCUCCAAGGAUUCUGCAGGAUGAAUGGACUAGCCCGUCUCCAAAACCAAAUCAGACCGCUAUGAAACCACACCCUUGGUCAGCGUGUCCUCGAAUUGCUCCAAUUUGCUCACUUUGACCACUUACCAAGGAUGCAAAUAGAGAUAUUUGUGCGAAUGAUUUCUGGAAUAUUCUCAUUUGGGACCUAAAUUUUAACAGGCAGAUAGAAAGCUUACCUAAUAGUAGCAGAAAAUGGCAUAUUCAGGUGUCCUGGCCCCAGGAGGAAGCUGGCAGCUCUGGAUGCGUCAUGUCCCCUCAUUGGGUGCUGCUCUAACUUGUCUCAUUUAAAUGAAAUGAAAAGGUUACAUUUAUGUUUAAGUUGUUUUUAAUUCUAAGAUUCUCUGGAUUUAAAUGCAUUAGUCAUAUUUCUUGAUGCUUAAUUGCAGUCUAAUUCAAACAGACUAGAUGACAACGCAGUCCACAAUGCAAUGGAACAAAAUCCUAGCACAGUGACAAAUUACAACCCUUUCCUCAGAAUAACUCGACAACUUCCUACAAAAUAUCAGGGGAAUUCAAUCGAAAUUAAGGGGCAAGACACGGCUGAGAGUGGGAACUGGCUCUAUUCCAUCUUGCUGAGAAAACUAGCUAAAUAUGUGUUGGAUUCCUACUGUUAAGUAACAGGUCAGUCUCAUAGGAUUUACAUAACUGAUUAAAGAGACAGGCUACGAAAAGUCUGAGAGGAAGUCCUCAGCACUCCCUGCUGUUUCUAGAAUUAUAUGUAUUCACGCAUAGAUGUACUCAAUGUAGAUUGUAACCGCUGUGGGGAAACCUCAUAGGCACAGAAUUUCAGUUCGUAAGUCAUGAACCUGACCUUCCUACUGCACAUGGAACGUGAUGUGUCAUUGCAAACAGGCAACACGCUGAAUCCCAUGAGUGUGUGGAUUGGAAAUUAAAUAUUUCAAGAUAAAAAUUUCCAACUUCCUUCUCUAAAUAAAGUGGUUUCCAUCCAG